CUUUCUUUCGUGCAUGGAAUUCUCCUCCAACUACAUCACUGAGCACAGGUAAAAAUAAAAACCAAUUAAAAAAGAAGAACCCAAUUGUUAUACUGUUAGCUACCUCUUAAUGAUUAUUAAAAUCAGUGAUUGAUUCAAUUGUGUUUGUUCUUGAAUGUUGAAGGAAGUUGGUUAGUAAGUAGGAAUAGCGGAAGUAGUAGUAGUAGGAGGAGGAGGAGGAGGAGUAGAAUGUAGUAGUAAUCUUCAAAAAAAUGUGAUCUUUAUUUUUGGGGCAUUGAAUUUCUCGCAUUCUAUUGGGAAACGGAAAUUAAGGGGUCUCGCCCCUUUUUGUGGGUCGGAUCUUGUACUUCUUAGAACUGUCACAUCUCAAAACACCAUUUUUGAUUCUCUCUUCUCUUUUCUGCUCAUCAUCGUCAUCGUCACCAUCAUCAUCAACAACAAACUCUUUUGUGUUUGAUAGAAGGCAUGCUUAGCUGAUCUUGUUCUGUUUUUGUUUUGGCGCAUCAACCAAAUCAGAUUCAUUGAUUGGUUGUUGAAUAAUUAUUGAUCAGAAUCAGAAUAAUUGAGAUUGGUAUGAUGAUGGAGGAGAGGAAGAAGUUUGUGUGCAAGUAUUGCAGCAAGAGGUUUCCAUGUGGCAAGUCUCUUGGUGGUCACAUCAGGACCCACAUCACUGAAGAAAGAACCACCAUCAAUGCUUCUUCUUCUCCCAUUGCUGCUAACACUCAUGAUCUUCUUCUCAAGAAGAGGAAGAGGGAUUCAUCAUGGCCUACUCAAUCUGCUGCUGCUGCUGGUGGUGCUGCUACUGCUGGUAACAAUAAUAAUAGCCCCAUUUAUGGGCUAAGGGAGAAUCCCAAGAAGACAACAAGGUUUGUGCAUAUUGAUGGUGCUGCUGCCACCAACUUGGCACGUGAGAAGGAAGAAAGGUUCUGCAAGGAAUGUGGGAAAGGCUUUCCAUCAAUGAAAGCUCUGUGUGGCCACAUGGCUUGUCACUCUGACAAAGACAAAGACAGAGAGAAAUUGGUGGUUAUGGCUAUGGAUGAUGAUGGUGAUGAUGAUGAAUAUGGUGAUAAUAAUAGCCAAUCUGAUGCUGAGAGUUCUGGUGGUGCUGCUGCUUCGUUGCUUCCAAGGAGGAGAUCCAAGAGGAUGAUGAGGUUCAAGAAUCUCAGACCCUUUUGUUCUUCUUCUCCAUCUGCUUCUGUCUCUGAAGUGGAGCAGCAGCAGGAGGAGCAAGAAGAGGUUGCUAGGAUGCUCAUGAUGCUCUCAAGAGAUUCCGGCCGGAGGGGUCGAUUCGUGUCUCUUACUGAGUCUUCUGAUAACAAUUCUGUUGUUCUUAACACCAAUAAGGUUGCUGCUGUGACUGUGAGUAAUAACAGUGGCAGGAAGAACUUUGUGCCUAAUGAUUCAGAUUCAGCUGCUGGGUCUCUGAGGAGUGGCCUCAAGAACAAAAUGGUUGAUUCAGAUGUCUCAAUGGAUGAAUUCAAAGGGUGGAAGAAUGUUAAAGAUAAAGACAAAGAGAGAAGAAGCAAAUACAGUAGUACUGUUGCUUUUGCUGCUGCAGUUAAGGAUUUGGAAUAUGAAACAACAAUAUCUACUACUGCUACUACAAGGAAGAAGUUUGAUUUCAGAAAGAGAGCAAAUUAUGAUUCUCUUAUUCACACUUCAACUGAGGUUCCUACCAAGAAUGAAAAAACUGGUUUUGCCAAUGAUGAAUAUGAUGAUUGUUCUUAUGAUUCAACAGAAUAUGAUGAUGUUGAUGAAGAUGAAGAGAGUGAUGAGAACAGCACUGAUACUGAUACUGAUUCAUUUCCUGCUCCAAAGGCUCAUAGCACUAAGGCCAGCACAAAGGCUAAUAAGAAAAAGAAGAACAUGAAGAAGAAGUUGAAGUCAAAGAAAAGCAAGGAACAUGAAUGUCCAAUUUGCUACAAGAUUUUCAAGUCAGGACAAGCAUUAGGAGGACACAAAAGAUCCCAUUUCAUUGGAGGUUCAUCAGAGGAGAACACUUUGGUCAUCAAGCAGCAUCAUGCUGCUCCUUCUUCUCUUGUUGUUGUUCCUAAUUGCCUAAUUGAUCUCAAUCUUCCUGCUCCUGUUGAUGACUAAUGAAGAAGGACCGCAUCAAUUUCCAUCAUCAACGUUGAAACAGCAACAACCAAGGUAGAUGAAAAGUCUGAAAUUUCUUGGAAUGUUUUUCUUUUUUUUCCUUUGUCUUUAUCCUUCAUAUUUCAUACCAGGACAGCAAUUACUACAAUGUAUACAGCUAAGAGGGUAAAUGAUUUUGGUUUCUUAA
This is a messenger RNA of Arachis stenosperma, 2284 nucleotides long. RefSeq lists its product as uncharacterized. Bases 574 to 2097 code for a protein of 507 amino acids. The record is from RefSeq and is a predicted model, not a curated record. The transcript is spliced from 2 exons. Lineage: Eukaryota; Viridiplantae; Streptophyta; Magnoliopsida; Fabales; Fabaceae.